Molecule: messenger RNA, 3270 nt
Organism: Paramacrobiotus metropolitanus
Lineage: Eukaryota; Metazoa; Tardigrada; Eutardigrada; Parachela; Macrobiotidae
Product: NT-3 growth factor receptor-like
Exons: 13
Coding region: 595-3138 (847 amino acids)
Biological process (GO): multicellular organism development; cellular response to nerve growth factor stimulus; positive regulation of kinase activity
Cellular component (GO): signaling receptor complex; plasma membrane; axon
Molecular function (GO): ATP binding; neurotrophin binding; neurotrophin receptor activity
Source: RefSeq, a predicted model, not a curated record
GCCGGCAUUUCCGGUCUGUUUAGCGACGAAAAGAUCAAGCGUUGUACAACACACACAGUCACACACGCAUACAUAUAUAUACAGUCUAAUUCCUCGGGAUUACAGCUGGCUAAUCCAAUCGAGCGGAGAAACGCUGGGCUGUAUCCAUCCCUGUCUGAAGCGCGUGUUCGCUGCCGUACAAUUUCUGACAGGGAAAUGAUACACUUGUCAAACGACGGCUGGUGUGCCGGCAGUUUAGGAAAAAACAGCUGUCGGUGCGGGGAUUUAAUUUGACUGCUGCGGUCGCAUGUAUAACACGAGUACCGGCUGAUGUUUACCGUGUACGAGUAUCUUCUCAUCACUCGCCGGCAGAACGCGGUCGCUCGGUGGAGGGUGUGUUUGUGGAUUUAAUUUAUUAUUAAUCAGUGUGGGAUGUCUGUGGAUUGAUACUGCGAGGCAGUCGGGGUGUUUUGUGCAAAUAAUGCAGCGCUUGUGAAGGAGACGGACUGUUUGUAUUUACCGUGUUCCCGACUGUGAAAUAUCGGGUGAAGACUGCGGAUUAUUUAUAGCCACAUAUAUAUUUAUUUCGACUGCGCACUGGAUGGCGCCCAGUGAAUGCCCGGCGUAAUGCGCUGCCGCGGCAUGUCCCGAUUGGGAGCGGCUACGCAGCGGUGUCAAUUCGGCCAGCGGCGCCAAUUAAUCGUCCAGCUGCUGCUACUAAUAUUCCACAUGGCCCUGCCGCCCGUCGGAGCAGGCAGCGCGGUAACCGCCGCGAAGGGCGGUUGCCACCCGGCCUGUUAUUGCACUCAGCAUUCUAUCAGCUGUCGGCGGACGGACACCCUCCAACGGAUUCCCCAACUGGCCUCCGUUCAGUGGAUGGCCAAUAUCACCGAAAUACUGGUCGACCAUCAAUCAGCGCUGACCAGCAUUGACGCAGCGGAUCUCAAAGAUUACAUCAACCUGGAAAAACUAAGCGUAGAGCACAGCGGCCUGCAGCGUAUCGCCAGCGACGCCUUGGCCAGCACACCCAAACUACAGCAUCUGCAUUUACGCGGGAAUCAGCUGCGGACGCUGGCACGGACCCUAGUCGACCGGCUCAGUGUGCAGGAAGUGCUGAUCCAGGACAAUCCGCUGGACUGCGUGUGCGCCAAUAAAUGGAUGCUGGCGCUGAUUGUGGCGCGGCCCGGGGAAACGGCGACACCGCUGCGCUGUCGCAGCGCCGACACAGGACGCUGGCAUCCCCUCGGCGAGGCCGCUAUUCCCCGAUGCGAAACCCCCGUUCUGGACGUCACUCCGCGUGUGACCCGCCUCCGCGAAGGCGCCAACGCUAGUUUCACGUGUUUCGCCACCGGUGUCCCCCCACCCACCGUCGCCUGGACCACGGCGACCCUGCAGUCCCGCUAUGACGUCACGCGGGUCAACGACACCGCGGUGGUGCUGCGAAUCGUUGCGGCGCACCAUCAGGAUAACGGCUGGUUAACGUGUACGGCGCAGAAUGAAGCCGGCACGGUGUCAGUGCCGAGCCGGAUAAUUAUAGAUGGACCGCCGCGCAUCACCAUGGGUGAGGCUGUCAAGGGACUGUACACCACCGUGGAGUUCAACGUCACGGGACAUCCCAUUCCCAGCGUCAGGUGGUAUAAAGACGGGGUGCCACUGCAAAUGGGGACGACGAUUAAGUCCCGCACCCAGGAGUCGCUGGAGCUGGCGACACUCACGGGACAGUUGACCUUUGAGGGCGAAUCGCCCACGCAUUCCGGGAAUUAUACGCUGGUGGCCGAGAACGAGUACGGCAGCGCCAACAGCACGCGGGAAAUCAAACGCAAUCCGCUGCCUAAACACGCCUUUAAAGGCGGCGGCCGGCCCAUCCUCUCGGAGAUGGCCAACACCCACCCCCUGCACCGCCUCCCCACCACGGCGGCCACCACUACCGACGCGCCGCUCUCGCAGACGCACAUCGGCAUCAUCGUGGGCGUGGCCGUGGUGGUCUUCCUUUGCAGCAUCGGCAUCCUUUUCUUCCUGGUAUACCUCCGCAGCCGGCACCGCAAGCAGCAGCGCCCCCUGCCGCUCAACCAGCUCCUCCUGCGCAGCGGCGCCACCGCCAGCGACCAGCCCCUACUCUGCUCCGGCAGCAGCACCGUCUCGGGCGGCAGUGUCUCGGUGCUGCGCAAUAUGAUCGAGAACCCGUCGUACUUUGUGCGGCCGCUGACCAGCGGGAAUACCGGGCAGAUUCAGCAUAUCCCGCGGCAUCUGCUGGUCUUCCAGAAAGAGCUGGGGGAGGGGGCGUUCGGGCGGGUGUUCCUGGCGAAGUAUUUUGAUUCGGCGGAGACCUCGCGGAUGGUGGCGAUUAAGACGCUGAAGGACCGGGUGAAGCAGGAUACGGUGCUGGAUUUUGAGCGCGAGGCGGAGGUGCUGACCAGCUUCCAGCACGAGAAUAUCAUACGGUUUUAUGGGAUUUGCACGGAUGGGGAUAAGGAGCGGAUGAUGGUGCUGGAGUAUAUGGAGGAGGGUGAUCUCAACAAUUAUUUAAGGACGCAUGGUCCGGACGCUCAGAUCCUGAUGGCACACAGCGGCGACGCCCCGGGCGGCAGCGGCGUGGCCUUGCUCAAGCUAGCUGAUCUCUUUUACGUGGCCGUUCAGGUGGCCAACGGGAUGGCCUAUCUCGCGGCGCAACAUUUUGUACACAGGGAUUUGGCCACCCGCAACUGUCUGGUGGGCGAGAAGCUGACGGUGAAGAUCGGGGAUUUCGGGAUGUCGCGGGAUCUGUACAGCAGCGACUACUAUAAAGUGGGCGAACAGGCGCUGCUGCCGGUACGCUGGAUGCCGCCCGAGAGCGUCGUCUACCGGCGUUUCACCGUGGAAAGCGACGUGUGGUCGUUUGGUGUCGUUCUGUGGGAGAUCUUCACCUACGGCAAACAGCCGUGGUACGCCUUCUCCAAUUACGAGGUUAUUAAGCAGAUCAAGGAGGGCGCGCUGCUGGAGCAGCCAUGCAAGUGUCCGGAGUCGGUGUACAAGCUGAUGCUGCGCUGCUGGAAGCGCAGUCCCUCCGACCGCAUCCCCAUGAAAGCCAUGUACGCCGCGCUGAAGGACAUGCAUUCCAAGCUGAAGGUCGCCGGCCAGACCGAUCUCGAGCCCUUCUACACCGAUGUCAUCGAACAUUAAAGUUAUUAUUCUGAUCAGUUUUCUGUUGAUCGGAUUCUGUAUAGUUUUUGUUGUCUUUCAUCUUUGCGGUACUUCCCAAUAUCUUCCUCUUCGUCAAUAGAUAUACGCAGAUUCCAUAUAAAGCAUAUAGAA